AUUAAUUAUUAAAUAUUCGAUAAUUGUUAUUAUUAUUAUUAAAAAUUAUGCGUAAUUGUGAUAGCAAUUAUCAUUACAGAUAAAUUGCGAAAUUUGAUAAGAGUUUCAUAAAAACAUUAGAAUUUUAUGUGAAUUGAAUUGUUGAGAAAAUGGAAUUUUAUGAUAAAAAUUACGACAAGGAACAUCCAAGGAAUUUAAUACCAGAGUUAUGCAGACAGUUUUAUCAUCUUGGAUGGGUGACAGGUACCGGAGGUGGAAUUUCUAUAAAACAUGAAAACGAAAUUUACAUAGCACCAUCAGGAGUCCAAAAAGAACGAAUAGUGCCAGAAGAUAUGUUUGUCCAGACCAUAGACGGAGUUGACAUUUCUUCGCCACCAGCUGAGAAGAAAUUCAAGAAAUCUCAGUGUACUCCUCUGUUCAUGUGUGCUUACACGUCAAGGAAUGCUGGAGCUGUCAUCCACACGCACUCAAAGUUUGCUGUGAUGGCAACGCUGCUCUGGCCAGGUCGGGAAUUUCGAGUCACUCAUCUGGAAAUGAUUAAAGGUAUAAGGAACCAAAAAUUGAACAGAGCGUACAGAUUCGAUGAGGAGUUGGUGGUGCCAAUAAUUGAGAACACUCCAUUUGAAGAAGAUCUCAAAGAUCGUAUGGCGGAAGUCAUAAAAGACUACCCAGAAUCUUGUGCCGUUUUAGUACGUAGGCACGGCGUCUAUGUCUGGGGUGACAAUUGGCAGCAAGCUAAAACAAUGACAGAAUGUUAUGAUUAUCUAUUUGAUAUUGCGGUUCAAAUGAAACAAGCGGGUAUUGAUCCGUUGUUGACACCUGAAAAUUAUGAACUCAAGUAUCAGCUGUCUAAUAAAUAAUUCUAGUUUUAGAAUUAACAAUGAUACUGAAAUCAGUAGACACCUGAAAAUUUUUUUUACAAUAAUU
Messenger RNA from Cotesia glomerata, 927 nucleotides. Its product is annotated as methylthioribulose-1-phosphate dehydratase. The coding region runs from base 150 to 860 and encodes 236 amino acids. Gene Ontology annotation, cellular component: cytoplasm. Gene Ontology annotation, molecular function: metal ion binding; methylthioribulose 1-phosphate dehydratase activity. Lineage: Eukaryota; Metazoa; Arthropoda; Insecta; Hymenoptera; Braconidae. The record is from RefSeq and is a predicted model, not a curated record. The transcript is spliced from 5 exons.